AUGUGUUUGUGUCUUUCAGGACGCUCGGGGCGUAUGAAGCCUCGGAUCGCAAAACAAUUUUUAAAAAAGUUCCGUUACAAAGGCGACACAAUAUGUCCGAGCGGCAUGUUCCGUUGUCCCGAGGGCAAGUGUAUUCCGGCUCUCUGGGUGUGCAACUAUCAGAGGGACUGCGAGAAGGGAGAGGACGAGUUCCAGUCGUGUCCUCCUCCGGAGUGCGAGGCUGGUCAGCUGACGUGCGGCCAGUACGUGUGGAACAAGACGUACUGCAUCCCGCCUCACUACCGGUGUGACAUGCACGUGGACUGUGUCGACGGAACCGACGAGGCUGACUGCACGUACCGCAAGUGUCAGACUGAAGACUUCCAGUGUGGUAUGGAAGGGGCGGCGGCUGGCAAGAUCUCCUCACAGGGACCCUGUAUACCAAAAGAAAAGAAAUGUGACGGGUAUUUAGACUGUAGGACGGGUAAGGACGAGCAGGAUUGUCCGGGACAGAGCAUCGCGUGUCGGUUGGAUCAGUUCAAAUGUGCGUCCGGAGACAAGUGUGUGGACGCGUCCGCUAAGUGUGACCACAAGGACGACUGUGGAGAUAACUCGGAUGAAGCACACUGCAGCUUCCCCCCGUGUCACAUCGGUCAGUUCCGUUGCGGCACGGCUCUCUGUAUCCCGGCCAGCUACCGCUGUGACGGCUACAGGGACUGCUCCGACGGUACCGAUGAGAGGAACUGCAGCGCCAUCGCCUGUCCCGACAACAAGUACCUGUGUCCGCGAGGCGCGCCGGGCGGCGAGCACAAGUGUAUCGCGAGGUCCCAGCUGUGUGACAACAAGCGGGACUGUGAGGACGGAGCUGAUGAGGAGGCUGCCUGCUCGACGUUGUCUUGUCCGGCGUUGGAGUGUGAGUACAAGUGUGUCGCGUCGCCGGCGGGAGGAGCGUGUGCGUGCGGCAGCGGACUGAUGCUGGGCGCGGACAACAAGACGUGCGUGGACCGGGACGAGUGUCGGGAGUGGGGGCCCUGCCACCAGCUGUGUGUCAACACGCCCGGCUCUUACAACUGUGCGUGUGCUCCGGGGUACACGCUGGGUACACGCGGCGACUGUCUGAGUGCUGGUGGAGCCUGGCUGGCCCUGGCUCACGAGCGAGGCGUCCUGCGCCUGGAGCUGCCCGCGCCCUCCCCGUCGCCCGCCGCCCCGCUCCGCCCUCCCUCCACACUCGCCAACGCCACCGCGACCGGCAUCGACUACCACUACAGGAGGAACCUGCUUUUCUGGUCCGAUGUCAAAACUAGAAAGAUCCACUCGAUGCAACUGAACGCGCCGGUGGGUUCCAACUACGUGGGCAGCGACAUCUCCGUGGCGGGGUCGUGGGCGCCCGUGGCGCUGGCCGUGGACUGGGUCGGGGACAAGCUGUACGUAGCGGACGCGCUCGGACAGAAGAUUGACGUGUUCGAGCUGGACGGACGCUGGCACGCCGUGGUGCUGGGCUCCAACCUCACCAGCCCCGCCGACCUGGCGCUCGACCCCACGCUCGGCCUCAUGUUCGUGGCCGACAGCAGUCAGAUCGUUCGCGCCAACAUGGACGGCACCAACGUCAAAGCCAUAGUGUCCGAAGCGACUUACAAAGCGUCCGGCAUAGCCGUGGACACGAUCGCUCGGCGAAUAUUCUGGUGCGACUCUCUCUUGGACUACAUCGAAACCGUGGACUACGACGGCAACUACCGCUUCCUGGUGCUCCGCGGACAGCAGGUGCCCAGUCCCAACAGAUUGGCUCUCUUCGAGGACAGAGUGUACUGGUCCGACAGCACCAAGCAGGGCGUCAGUUCCGUCAACAAGUACGAGGGGUCGUCGAGCAUCCAGUCGAUAUACAAGACGAAGGACAUAAGGGAACCCAAAGCUCUGACGGUCGUGCACUCGCUGAAGCAGACCUCGGUCAACAACCCGUGCGGCAACAACAACGGAGGCUGUUCACAGAUGUGUAUAGUGACCGCGCUGUUCAUGGCCGGCCUGGGGUACAGGUGCGCCUGUAACGUGGGCUACAGGCUGGAAGCGGACCUGAGGAAUUGUGAUAUUGUGAAGGAGUUCCUUAUGUAUUCCCAGCAGAGAUUCAUUAAAGGAAAAGUAUUGAACCCUGUCAUUGAGGGUUUCAGCGAUGCGAUACUGCCCGUCGUGUCGAGGAGGGCUCGCUUCGUCGGUCUCGAUUUCGAUGCUCGCGAUGAACAUAUUUAUUACUCCGACGUUUUACAAGAUGUUAUAUACAGAGUCCACCGGAACGGAACCACGAGAGAAAUCGUGUUAGCGUCGCAGAACGAGGGCGUUGAAGGAUUGGCUGUGGAUUGGGCUUCGAAGAACUUGUAUUACAUUGAUUCCAGGAAAGGAACCCUAAAUGUUUUAUCUACAAGGAAUUUUUCGUAUAAACGGACGUUACUGAAAGAUCUUAAAAGACCUCGUGCAAUUGUAGUGCAUCCUAAUAGAGGCUAUAUAUUCUUUUCUGAAUGGGACCGACCGGCGAACAUCAGCCGGGCGAAUACCGACGGUACCGGGCUCUUGGUAUUCGAGAACGUGACGUUAGGCUGGCCGAACGGUCUAUCCAUCGAUUUCGAAGCUGACAGAGUUUACUGGUGCGACGCGCUCCUAGAUCAUGUCCAACACGCAAAAUUGGACGGGACGGACGUGAAAACGGUGAACUCCAGACUGAUAAGGCAUCCCUUCUCGAUAGUGAUCCACAAAGAGUUCCUGUACAUAACGGAUUGGAGACUCGACGCCAUCGUGCGGCUCCACAAGCUGACCGGCGAGAAAGAGGACAUCAUGGUGCGCGAGCCUCAGACGAACAGACUCUACGGAGUGAAGGUGUACAGCGAGGAGAUCCAGAAGAUAGACCCGAUGCAGCCGUGCGCCCACAACAACGGCAACUGCCAGAAGUUUUGCUUCGCGGUGCCUCGCAACAACACCGAGCUGCUGACGGUGCGCUGCGGCUGUCCGUACGGCGAGCGGCCCACGGCGGACGGGCGCUGCGAGCCCGACCCGCACGCCGAGCCUCCUCAGCCCGCCUGCCCCAAUGCCUGGGACUUCACCUGCGACAACCAGCGCUGUGUGCCGCGCUCCUGGCUGUGUGACGGAGACGACGACUGCCUCGACAACAGCGACGAGAUGCAGAACUGUACCAAAACGACGUGCAGCGCGUCGGAGUUCAUGUGCAAGUCUGGUCGAUGUAUACCGGCCACAUUCAAGUGUGACUCCGAGAAUGACUGCGGCGACUUUUCGGACGAGGUCGGGUGUGUCAACGUAACCUGCUCGGCUUCGCAGUUCCAGUGUGGAAACGGACGCUGCGUCCCCAACACUUGGAAGUGUGACUCGGAGAACGACUGCGGAGAUGGAAGCGACGAGGGCUCACACUGUGCUGAUAAGACGUGCGCUUACUUCCAAUUCACAUGUCCGCGCACGGGCCACUGUAUCCCGGCGUCGUGGGUGUGCGACGGAGACGACGACUGCUUCGACAAGCAGGACGAGGCGGACUGUCCUCCCGUGGCGUGCCUCGCCUCGCAGUUCAAGUGUGCGGACCUGAAGCAGUGCGUGCAGGAGGCGUACAAGUGCGACGGCAUCCCGGACUGCAACGACGGCUCGGACGAGGCGGGCUGCCCCGCCCUGGCACCGCACCAGUGCGCGCCCGAGAGACAGUUCCAGUGCGUGGCGUCCGGGCUGUGCGUACCUCGCACCUGGUACUGCGACGGCACGCCCGACUGCGAGGACCUGUCAGACGAGCCGGCCGGCUGCGGGGCCAGCGCGUGCGGCGCCGGACACUUCCGCUGUGACAACGGACGGUGCGUGUUCCGCGCCGCCGUAUGUGACGGACGGGACGACUGCGGGGACGGCUCCGACGAGGGACUGCAGCACGCCUGCAAGCCACCACCCUUCCGGUGUCCUUCUGGUCAAUGGCAGUGUCCGGGUGUAUCGAAUCGGUGCGUCAAUAUUACACAAGUUUGUGACCGUAACUUUGACUGCCCGAACGGAGCCGAUGAAGGACCAGCCUGUGAUUUUGAUAACUGUCAACGAGGCGCCACUCUCUGUAACGAAUGUAUUCAAACGCCCGAAGGCCCUCUCUGUCUGUGUCCCAGCGGAGAGGAGUUAGAGAGCAACGGGUACACGUGUAAAGACAUCGAUGAGUGUAACCCGCCCGGGCUGUGCUCGCAGGUGUGCACCAACACCAAGCGCUCCUACUUCUGUAGCUGUGUCGACGGGUACCAGCUGGCUCCAGACAAACACAGCUGCAAAGCCAACAAUCAUUCCAGUGCCUUCCUCAUUAUUUCAAACAGACAUUCGAUCCUAGUCGCAGAUCUGGACGAACAAGGACUCGAAAGGGUACCGAUAAAUGUCGAAAACGUGGUCGCCACCGCCUCCAAUAUGCACACGGGAACCAUAUUCUGGUCCGACAUGAAACUCAAGAAGAUAUCACGAUUAGAUCGCGGCAGUGAACCGCAAGUGAUAAUAUCCACUGGACUAGACCUAGUGGAGGGACUAGCGUACGACUGGGUGGGAGGAAACAUUUAUUGGUUGGACAGCAAACUCAACACUAUCGAAGUCGCGAAAGAAGACGGCAGCGCGAGAACAGCCUUACUGAGCGGAAACAUCACUCAGCCGAGAGGCAUGUGUCUCGACCCCGCGCCCACCGCGAGGUGGCUGUUCUGGACGGACUGGGGCGAGAACCCGCGCAUCGAAAGAGUCGGAAUGGAUGGGACGCAGCGUAUGGCUAUCAUUAACACCAAAAUUUACUGGCCGAAUGGUUUGACACUAGAUACAGCUACGCAAAGAGUUUACUUUGCCGAUUCUAAAUUAGAUUUUAUCGAUUUCUGCUAUUACAACGGUACCGGUAGACAGCAAGUCUUGGCUGGAAGUCACUACUUACUACAUCCACACUCGUUGACUCUGUUCGAGGACACGUUGUAUUGGACUGAUCGCCAACUGAACAGGGUGUUGUCGGCUCAUAAGUUUAAGGGCACGAACCAAACCGUGGUGUCACAUCUGAUCUCUCAGCCGCUCUCCAUCCACGUACAUCAUCCGUCGCUGCAGCCUCAGUAUCCAUCGCCCUGCACCAAGGACUCGUGUCAACAUCUGUGCUUGUUGAGUCCAAAUCAAUCGAUCCCUUACACCUGCAUGUGCAAACCUGGAUAUAAAUUGCUGCCUGAUGGCAAAUGUAUCGAAGAGGAAUCGGCGUAUUUGAUGGUUCUGAAGGGAUCGCAAAUAAUAGACCUGAGUCCAGACGGUUCAGGACGAGCUGGACAGCUACCACCUGUUGUUGGUAUACAAGGAGGGAUACAACUGGACUACGACCGUCAAGGACACAUGCUGUACUGGCUUCAAGCUAUUAACGCCGAAAAUGAAGACGAUGGAAAUUACACUAUAUACAGCAUGCCUUACGGCGGUGGUAAUAAGGUUGAAUUUACUGGACAAGACACUGGAAUCGUCGGAUCUCCAUCAGCUAUAGCCUUUGACUGGCUCGGAAGAAAUCUAUUCAUUGCCAAUAAAGCUGCCAGCAACAUUGAAUUAAUUCGAGUCGAUGGAAAAGUUAAAUACAGGACUAUUGUAUUUGCAAAUGACGGUAGCAAAACAUCAAUCGCUAAACCUAAAGGGUUAUGUCUAGACCCGACAGAAGGAAAAAUAUAUUGGUCGGACGAAGGUGGCUACGGUGUGCCUGCAAAGAUUGGUAAAGUCAACAUGGACGGAACGAAUCCCGUCAUUCUCGUUAACAGUAUCGAGAGACCUGAAGCGGUGACCAUUGACGUCGAUAAGAAAAUUGUCUACUUCAGUACUCAGUACCCUGCUAGCAUAAAUAGCGUUAAUACAGAAGGCAAUGACAGAAAAACUAUCCUCAGUGAAGCUAACGCUAUAGCCUACCCGAAGGUCAUAGCGGUCCUCGAUUCCCGUCUGUAUGUACUGGACACACAAUAUGAAAAGAUAUUCAAAGCCGACCUUCCUAACGGCGAUAACAUCAAGGUUAUAUUGGACAACGAAAGUGACUUGAAAUCCCUGACUAUAUUCCAAAAGAGAAAGAUGAUACAUCAUCCGUGUACGCAGAACAAUGGUGGAUGUGAACAAAUCUGUAUUCCCAGUGAGGGCAGGUCGCGAGUGUGUGGCUGCUCGAUCGGAUACAGAAAAGAGAACGAAGUCAACUGUGUUCCGUAUAAAACGUUCGCGGUCGUAUCACAACUGGAUCUCAUACGAGGCUACAGUCUCGAGGGCAGUGCGGAGGCCAUGAUCCCUGUUACUGGUCAAGGACACUACAUACUGCACGUUGAUGUUCAUUUUGCUGAGAAUUACAUUUAUUGGAUAGAAUUUAAUAGAGGUCAGUGGAACGGUAUUUUCCGUAUUAGACCUAACGGCUCGGAACUUCAACAUGUUAUAAAAGAUGGUAUAGGCAGUAAUGGAAUUCGAGGCUUGGCCAUAGAUUGGGUAGCUGGAAACCUGUACUUCACCAACGUGUUCCCGCAUGAAAAUUAUGUUGAAAUGUCUUGGCUUGAUGGCACAAAUAGAAAGGUUAUUGUUAAGACAACCAUGGAUGCUCCAAGAGAAUUGGCUGUAAAUCCAUUAAAAAGGCUUCUGUAUUGGAUAGAUUAUGGUCAAUAUCCUCGCAUUGGAAAAGCUUACCUCGACGGUAGCAAUUGGCAGACAGUCGUUAGUUCAGGAAUAUCUAACCCCAGAGAUCUAACCAUAGACAUGCUCACUCACGACGUGUAUUGGGUGGAUUCUAAACUAGAUCAAAUACAAAAAAUAUCUUACAAUGGAGGCAAUAGACAACUUAUUAGAUCAAACUUACCGAACGUAAUGGGUAUCGCUAUACACACUUCUAGUGUAUACUGGGUCGAUAGAAAUCUGCAAACUGUUUACAAAGCUUCGAAACUCCCUGGUAAUAUGUCAAUGCCCGAAAAACUACGAACAAACUUGCCGAAGUUGCGUGAUAUUGUCAUAUUUGACAUUAAUAACCAACCCAACGAUGAAAGUAAUCCAUGCCGAAAGCUUGGCAACGGAGGAUGUGAUCAACUCUGUUUCAGUUACCCGCCUGAAGCUAACAAAGGCUAUACUCACAGAUGUGACUGUGCAAUCGGACAGAUAUCUGCAACUAAUCCUAAAAAGUGUGAUGUUGUUGAUGAGUAUUUAGUAUUCACGACCAGGACUGAGAUACGCUCUGUUAAUUUAGAUCCGAAAUCUACUGGUGUGCCGUUUAAACCUAUUGGAAAUCUCACAAAUGUUGUGGGAGUUGAAUUCGAUUAUGCGGAUAACAAGUUAUUCUUUACUCAAAUAAGACCCUGGGCUAGAAUAGCCUGGAUGCCAGCAAAUGAUCCGAAUCCCUCGGCUAUUCAAAAUAUUAUAUCUAAGAACAUUAAUCCAGAAGGAAUAUCAUACGACUGGACGCAAAAGAAAGUUUACUGGACUGAUAGUUCUAAUAAUUCUAUUUACGCUAUGAAUUUGGAUGGCUCGGAACUAGUUAUGAUUGCGAGAGUAGAACGACCUAGAGCAAUAGUUGUUGAUCCGUGCAAUGGAACUUUAUAUUAUACUGAUUGGGGACGAUUUGGAACAUCGGGAAAAAUAUACAGAACCACAAUGGCAGGUUCUCUUAAAAAAGCAAUCAUAGAUAAAGACCUGUCACAACCGAGCGGAUUGACCAUCGAUUUUGAUGACAAUAUGUUAUAUUGGACUGAUGCCGUAAGGGAAAAGAUCGAACGUUCUAAAUUAGACGGCUCAGAUCGGGAAGUUCUUAUUUCAGCAACUAUUUAUCCUUUUGCCAUCACAGUAUUUGGCGAUUACAUUUACUGGACCGAUUUACAAUUACGAGGCGUCUAUAGAGCUGAGAAACAUACCGGAGCCAACAUGGUCGAAAUUGUGAAGCGGUUGGAAGAUUCGCCCCGAGAUAUACAUAUUUACAGUACAAGCAGACAAAAGUGUCAAAAGAAUCCAUGUAAAAUAAGCAAUGGAGGUUGUGCGCAUAGUUGCCAUCCUGCACCAAACAACACAGUAGAAUGUAAAUGCGAUGACAACACAAAGUUAGUCAACGAAGGUAGAAUGUGUGUUGCUAAAAAUUUAACAUGUGAUGCUAGCAAAUUCUUCUGUGCUAACGGAAAGUGUAUAAGCCGAAUGUGGUCUUGCGAUGGUGAUGACGAUUGUGGUGAUAAUUCGGAUGAGGAUAAGAACUACUGCGCUUAUCACUCCUGCUCUCCUAACGAAUUCCGUUGCAAUAACGGACGCUGCAUAUUUAAAACAUGGAAAUGCGACCAUGAAAACGAUUGUAAAGAUGGCUCAGACGAAGAAGGCUGUGUAUAUCCCCCAUGCGCAGAUGGCGAGUUUACAUGUCUUAAUUCACGUUGCAUACCAAAGACGCAAGUGUGUAACGGUAUCAACGACUGUAAAGACAAUGUUACAUCGGACGAAACUCAUGAAAUGUGUCCCAGGAAUACGACAUGUCCGGCUAAUCAUCUGAAAUGUGAAAAAACAAAUAUCUGUGUCGAACCUUACUGGCUGUGUGAUGGUGACAACGAUUGUGGCGACAAUUCAGAUGAAGAUCCUCUACACUGUGCGCAACGAACCUGCCCACAAAACAGUUUCCGUUGUCCUAAUCACAGAUGCAUACCGGCGACUUGGUAUUGUGACGGAGAUGACGACUGUGGCGAUGGUGCCGAUGAACCUCCAGAAUAUUGUCGAUCUGAAGGACGAACAUGCUUCGGUGAUCUAUUUACGUGUGAUAACGGUAAUUGUAUUCCUAGAAUUUAUAUCUGUGAUGGUGAAAAUGAUUGUCUCGACAAUAGUGAUGAAGAUAGCAGACACCAAUGUAACGAUAGAAAAUGUGAUGCGGAAACGGAAUACACGUGCGAAGAAAACAAAUUCUGGGGCAGAGCUCAGUGUAUUCCUAAAAAAUGGUUAUGUGAUGGAGAUCCUGAUUGCAUAGAUGGUGCAGAUGAAAACUCAACCAUACAUCAUUGCUCCACACCGACUCCCUGUUCUGAAGAUCAAUUCCAAUGUAACAAUGGACGUUGUAUAAAUGAAGGCUGGGUUUGUGACCACGAUAAUGAUUGUGGUGAUGGCUCGGAUGAAGGAAAACAAUGUAACACUCAGUACAAACAAUGUUCAGCACAAGAAUUCAGAUGUCAAAACUUCAAAUGCAUAAGAACACACUUUAGGUGCGACGGUGAAGACGAUUGUGGAGAUCACUCUGAUGAAGUUGACUGUAUGAAGGAAAAUAAGACCUGUCCCACGGGACAAUUUAAAUGUAACAACAACCAAUGCAUAGACAACAGACUUGUUUGUAAUAAAGUUUCGGAUUGUACCGACGACUCCGAUGAACCAGCUCACUGUAACGUGGACGAAUGUGCAAAAUUAGAAAUACACCAAUGCGGCCAUAAGUGUAUUGACACACUUACCGGUUACUAUUGUGAGUGUAAUCAAGGUUAUAAAUUAUUGUCUGAUGGCAAAGCGUGUGCUGACAUUGACGAGUGCCUUGAAACACCCGGAGUUUGUUCUCAAUAUUGCUCUAAUACUCCUGGCUCAUAUUAUUGUAAAUGUAAUGAACAAUAUUAUGAGAGAGAAGCCGAUGAACAUACCUGCAAAAGGAAAGACAACACUACGGCUUGGAUUAUAUUCACAAAUAAAUAUUAUGUAAGAAAUAUGUCCACAGAUGCAAGUCUUUACAACCUUAUGCAUCAAGAUUUAAUGAAUGUAGUUGCUAUUGAUUUUGAUGUUAAAGAACAUAAGAUGUACUUUGCCGAUGUAUCUGCAAAAACCAUAUAUAGGUCUGAUUAUACUGAUCCUAACCCGACAAAAGAAAUUGUAAUAAGACAUGACUCACAUGGUUUGGAAGGUAUCGCCGUUGAUUGGAUAGGACGGAAACUUUACUGGCUGGAUCGACACUCAAAGAAUUUAGAUGUAUCAGAAUUGGACGGCACUAGAAGGAAAACGCUAAAGACCGGUAUAGCUGACCCUCGAGCAAUAGUUGUUCAUCCGGGUACUGGAUAUUUGUACUAUACAUCCUGGCACUUACAAGCAUACAUUGGAAAGAUGGGAAUGGACGGUUCGAACUACACUGUAAUAUUGAAUUGGGAAGACGAUAUUGCCUGGCCAAACGCGCUUACCAUUGACUAUUUUACAGAUAGAAUUUAUUGGGCUGACGCUCAUCUUGAUUACAUCGGUUCUGCUGACUUAGAAGGAAAACAUAGGCAUAUAGUCCUUUCAGGAACCAAAGUCCCUCACGUUUUUGCCCUAAGUCUAUUUGACGAUGAAAUUUAUUGGACGGACUGGAAUUUGAAAGCUAUUAGUAAAGCAAAUAAACAUUCAGGUGAAAAUUUAACAAUACUAAGAAACACUACACAUCGACCCUACGAUAUUCAUAUUGUUCACCCUCUAAGACAACUUCCUUAUAAUAAUCCUUGCGGCACUAAUAACGGAGGUUGCUCCCAUCUAUGUCUCAUAGCUCCACCGUACAUAUCUAGCUACCUCAAUAUCGAGGGAUACGGUGAAGAGGGUGCUACUACAUUUAAAUGCGCAUGUCCUAAUCAGUUUUAUUUAGCACGGGACCAAAAAACUUGCAUCGCUAACUGCACUAAUGGACAACACAGAUGUAACGGUCGGGAUGAAAAAUGUAUUCCUUGGUUCUGGAAAUGUGAUGGCGAAAAAGAUUGUGCAGACGGUUCUGACGAACCUGACACUUGUCCAGUAAGACAUUGCCGAGCCGGCUCCUUCCAAUGUAAAAAUACUAACUGUACUCCAGCGGCAACAAUAUGUGAUGGCACAGACGAUUGUGGCGACGGAAGUGAUGAAGCACAAUGCGCUCACGAAUGUCCUCUUCUAGAAUUCAAGUGCAAAUCAAGCGGCCGGUGUAUUUUAGACAGUUGGAAAUGUGACGGUGACACAGAUUGUAAAGAUAACAGUGAUGAAGACCCAGCGAUGUGUCACAAUCGACCUUGUAACCCUGACACUGAAUUCGCUUGCAAAAAUGGUCGUUGUAUACCAAAGCUGUGGAUGUGUGAUUUCGACAAUGAUUGUGGAGAUGAUUCUGAUGAACCGGCUUAUAUGUGCAGACAGAAAAAUUGUACCAACGGCUGGAGGCGCUGUCCGGGACAGAGUAACUAUAGAUGUAUACCAAAAUGGUUGUUCUGUGACGGCAAAGACGAUUGCCGAGACGGUUCAGAUGAACUUCCGCAGAAUUGUCCCACAUGUAAUAGUGAAACCGAUUUCACUUGUCAAAACAACCGAUGCAUACCAAAACAAUGGCUGUGUGACUUUACUGAUGACUGUGGAGAUGGAAGCGACGAAGUCGAAUCCGUGUGCCAACAUAAUUAUAGAGAAUGUUCUGAAUCGGAGUUCAAAUGUGGAAACGGAAAAUGUAUUUCAUCUAGAUGGCGCUGCGACCAUGAAGAUGAUUGUGGCGAUAAUACUGAUGAAAUGGAAUGUGGUGGAUUUAAAUGUAAAAACGGAACAUUCCAGUGCAAAUCGGGACAUUGUAUUGCAGCUUACUUUAGAUGCGAUGGCGACCGGGAUUGUAGGGACUUGUCUGACGAAAUCGGUUGUCCUCCAAGGUUCCCCGGUGGAAGAUACUGUCCUGAGAGCAGAUUCCAGUGCAGCAAUAAUCUCUGCGUGGCUCAGUCUGAUUUAUGUGAUGGAACAGACGAUUGUGGCGACGGUUCGGACGAGACACCUUCCAUCUGUACAAACUUCAAUUGUGACACUCUCCGACGCUUCCAUUGCGAUAAUCAUCGUUGUGUACCAAGGUAUCAAGUGUGUGACGGCGUGGACAACUGCGGCGAUGGCUCUGAUGAGAACAACAUGACGUUAUGCGCGGCUCGUAGUAAGCCGUGCGACCCGUUGACACAGUUCCAGUGCGCCAACCGACAGUGUGUGAAUCGAGAAAAACUUUGCGACCUGGCUGACGACUGCGGGGACGGCUCUGAUGAAUUGGGUUGUCAUCACGCGCACUCCUGCUCACUGCAAGAUAAAGGAGGUUGUGAGCAUUUCUGCACCAAUCUUACACUACCGGACAGCACUGUUCCUGGCACCGGCGGGUACAUCUGCACGUGCUUCCAAGGCUGGAUCAUAUCGAAGGCGGACAGUAAACGCUGUACCGACGUCGACGAGUGCGCUACGGGCGCCCAUCACUGUUCACACAUCUGCACCAACCUUAACGGCAGCUAUAGCUGCAGUUGCAAAGAUGGCUUCAGGUUGGCAGAUAGCUUAUCAGGAAUAUGCAAAGUUAUGGAAGAUGAAGUUGUAUUGAUGUUCGCCAACGGACCGGAAAUUCGAGCUUUCGUCCAAGAUAAAAAUGAGGAAUUCGAUGUCAUUACUUCCGAAAAGAGGAUAGAAGCGAUCGACUACGACCCCAAACAAGAAAUGGUGUUCUGGGCCGACAGCUACGACAAGACUAUCAAGAGAUCAUACAUGGUCAACGCUCUCAACGGACAAGUUAAAAGCGGUUUCGCUCAGGACCUCAACAUGAAAGGCAACUCAAAACCGACGGCCCUAGCCGUGGAUUACAUCGGAGAGAACUUAUACUGGACCGAGACGGAUAGAACUGGAGCGAAACCGAGAGGUCGAGUUAUGGUGGCGAGAACAGACGGCAGAUAUAGGCGGGCCUUAGUAUCGGCAGGCAUCGAAAGUCCUACAUCUUUGGCUUUAGCUCCACAGUUAGGGAAAAUGUAUUGGACAGACGCCGGGUCGGCGCCCAAGAUCGAGAUCGCUUGGAUGGACGGCUCACAGAGACGACCCAUCAUAACUGAAAACAUUCGUCACCCGACGGGCUUAGCGAUCGACCAAGCCAUGGACCACGCUAUAUACUGGGCGGACGCCAAACUUAACACCAUAGAGAUGAUGAAGCACGAUGGCACCAAUCGCAAAGUUAUACUGAAAGGAGACUUCUUGAAGCAUCCUUUGUCCCUCGACGUGUUCGAGUCCUCGCUGUACUGGGUGACGAGAGACACAGGCGAGCUCGUGAGACAGGACAAGUUCGGACGAGGAGUGCCAUUAGUCAUAUCGAAAGAUCUAGUCAACCCGUCCGCCGUGAAAGUGUAUCACCCUCGCCGCUACAACUCCACGGGCGCGUGUGCUCGCUCCCCGUGCUCCCACCUGUGUCUGGGCGUCCCCCGCGGCCGGCGCUGCGCCUGUCCCGACACACUCACACCACCCAAACGAGCCGCGCUGGAGCUCGUCUGUGAUGCCGCGGUGGAGCCAAGCCGUCCCCUGCCGCGCGUGUGUCCGUGUGAGAACGGCGGCACAUGUACCGAGGGUCCGGACGGCCUGCAGUGUUCGUGCCGCGCGCCCCUGCAGCCUCCGUUGUGCCUGUCAGCGGCGGCCGUGACCCGCGCCGCGCCCGCCGCCGUGUUGGUGCCGGCGCUGCUGGUGCUGGUGCUGCUGGUGGCCGUGGCCGCCGCUUGGUUCGUCAUACGGAAGAGACCCUUCGGUAAGGGCGGUCUGGGCAGCCUGGCGUCGUCUCAGAGCGUGUCGUUCCGCGCUGGCUCCAACGUGGAGUUCGGCGGAGUGGGGACGCCAGUGACGGCGGGCGGCGCGGGGGACGCGUACGCUCUAGACGAGCCCGCGAGGAAGGGGAGAGACUUCAGCAACCCCAUGUACGAAGCGGUCACCCGCGUCGCGGCCGCCGGCGAGCCUGAACCACCGUUACCGGGUAUCUACGAAGUUCCAGAAGAGAUCAAAGACAAGGUGGUGUCGGCGGUGAUCUCCCCGUCGUCCACGGAGACCCGCAGCACGCGCCGGCCCCGCGCGCUCGACCCGGCCGCCGACACCGGCCAGGACACGGCGCAGCUCGUGAGGGAGGACCGACACUAG
This is a messenger RNA of Danaus chrysippus (African queen), 13806 nucleotides long. The record is from the annotation of a GenBank genome assembly. Lineage: Eukaryota; Metazoa; Arthropoda; Insecta; Lepidoptera; Nymphalidae.